This is a messenger RNA of Erinaceus europaeus (western European hedgehog), 3686 nucleotides long. It is a transcript of the gene CCDC158, whose product is annotated as coiled-coil domain containing 158. The transcript is spliced from 24 exons. Lineage: Eukaryota; Metazoa; Chordata; Mammalia; Eulipotyphla; Erinaceidae. Bases 213 to 3560 code for a protein of 1115 amino acids. The record is from RefSeq and is a predicted model, not a curated record.
GCCGACGUGGAGCGGGGCAGGGUCCCGCGCCCGCAGACACGAGCCAGCCCACUGCCGCGGGUGGACGCGGGAGCGGCGCCGCGCCCGCCAGCGCCCCCGCCGGGAUGCGGCCGGUCUCUUAGGAGGAGGCGUUGGUGGCAGAUAAGAACUAAGAGAACAAAAAAGGAAGCAUUCACAUUUUAAGAUUCUAAGAAGAGGUACCAAUAUUUAAUAUGGAAUCAAAAGCUAGUGAGUCAAAUAAUGAAGAUCAUUUAUCAAGUAGUGGCCUCACAUCCAAUGGAGGUUCUUCAAGUCCAUUUUUUAUGUCAUCUAUCCGUGGCACAAUAAUUGAAAACACAUCAGCUGGGACAUUGACACAAAUUCCUUCUUUUCCUAAAUAUGAAGUGGAACUUGAUUCACAUAGAAAAGUCACCCCUUACCCUGGUAAAGAACACAUUGAACGUGUUUUGGAAGAAUAUUCACAUCAAGUCAAAGAUUUGCAGAGAAGAUUAAAUGAAAGCAAUGAAUUGCAUGAGAAGCAAAAGUUUUACUUAAGGCAAUCAGUUGUUGAUUUGCAAACAAAACUUCAAGAAAUGCAAAUGGAAAGAGAUGCCAUGGCUGACAUCAGACGUAGGGAGAGUCAGUCCCAGGAAGAUUUAAGAAAUCAACUUCAAACUACAGUCCAUGAACUUGAAGCUGCCAAAUGCCUUAAGGAGGACAUGCUAAAAGAUAGCAACACACAGAUUGAGCAGCUAAGAAAGAUGAUGCUUAGUCAUGAGGGAGUUCUCCAAGAAAUACGAUCAGUCCUAGUUGACUUUGAAGAAGCCUCAGGCAAGAAAGUAUAUGAACAUGACAACAUGUCUACUAUCCACUUCCGCAACAUGAGCUCAGCUAUUAGUAAAAUCCUAAGAGAAUUAGACACAGAGAUUUCUUAUCUUAAAGGGAGAAUAUUUCCAGUAGAGGAUCAGCUUGAAACACUGAAAUCUGAAUCACAGAACAAAAUAGAAUUACUUCUUCAACAACAUCAAGAUAGGAUUGAGCAGUUAAUAAAUGAACAUGACAUUGAAGUAACAGGACUUACAGAGAAAGCUAGCAGUGCUCGAAGCCAAGCCAAUAGUAUCCAAAGUCAGCUGGAAAUCAUUCAAGAACAAGCAAGAAACCAGAAUUCUAUGUACAUGCGUCAACUCAGUGACCUAGAAUCUACUGUUUCUCAGCUGCGUUCUGAAUUAAGAGAAGCCAAAAGAAUGUACGAAGACAAAAUUGAAGAGCUGGAGAAGCAAUUAGUCCUUGCCAACUCAGAGUUAACUGAAGCACGGACAGAACGUGAUCAGUUUAGUCAGGAAUCUGGAAAUUUGGAUGAUCAACUUCAAAAAUUGUUGGCUGAUCUCCAUAAGAGAGAGAAGGAGCUGAGUCUGGAAAAGGAGCAGAAUAAGCGUCUGUGGGACCGGGACACUGGAAACAGCAUCACCAUUGACCACCUUCGGCGGGAGCUGGACGACAGGAACAUGGAGGUGCAGCGCCUAGAAGCUCUCCUCAAGGCCAUGAAGAGCGAGUGUCAGGGCCAGAUGGAACGGCAGAUGGCAGCAAUUCAAGGAAAGAAUGAAAGUCUAGAAAAAGUAUCCUCCUUGACAGCUCAGCUUGAAUCCACCAAAGAGAUGCUCCGCAAAGUAGUAGAAGAGCUGACAGCCAAGAAGCUGACCCUGGAGAGUUCAGAGAGGACUGUGUCAGACCUGACAGCUUCCCUCCAGGAAAAAGAGCGUGCCAUCGAGGCUACCAAUGCAGAGAUCACAAGGCUUCGUUCGCGAGUAGACCUGAAAUUGCAGGAACUGCAGCACUUGAAAAAUGAAGGGGACCACCUCAGAAAUAUGCAGUCAGAAUGCGAGGCCCUCAAACUACAGAUGGCAGAAAAGGACAAAGUGAUCGAGAUUUUGAGACAGCAGAUUGAAAACAUGACCCAGCUGGUUGGCCAACAUGGACGAACUGCUGGUGCUAUGCAAGUCGAGAAAGCUCAGCUUGAGAAAGAGAUCAAUGACAGGAAACUGGAACUUCAAGAAUUUAAGAUUUUAAAAGAUAAAAAGGAUGCAAAAAUACGGGAGCUUGAGGCCAGAGUGAGUGACUUAGAACUGGAAAAGGUGAAGCUGGUGAAUGCAGGCUCUGAGCGGCUUCGUGCGGUGAAGGACAUCAAACAAGAGAGAGAUCAGUUGUUAAGUGAGGUGAAAACUAGUAGGAAUGAAUUAAACAAUCUUACAGAAGACUAUGAAGUCUUAAAAAGAAAUUUCCGAAAUAAAACUGAAGAAAUGGAAACUACUACAAAUAAACUAAAAAUGCAAUUAAAAUCAGCACAAUCUGAACUAGAACAGACAAGAAAUACAUUGAAAUCAAUGGAGGGAUCUGAUGGUCAUGCUAUGAAAGUGGCAAUGGGGAUGCAAAAGCAAAUCACAGCUAAAAGAGGUCAGAUAGAUGCCCUUCAGAGCAAGAUACAAUUUUUGGAAGAGGCCAUGACAAAUUCAAAUAAAGAAAAACAUUUCCUAAAAGAAGAGAAGAAUAAAUUAAGCCAGGAAUUAAAUAGUAUUGCAACAGAAAAAAACAAAAUGGCCGGAGAACUAGAAGUCUUGAGAUCCCAGGAACGCCGUUUAAAGGAAAAGGUUGUUAAUAUGGAGGUUGCUCUUGAUAAGGCAUCUUUGCAGUUUGCAGAAUGUCAGGAUAUAAUACAGCGUCAGGAACAAGAAUCUGUACGCCUAAAGCUUCAACAUACUUUGGAUGUAAAAGAACUUCAAGGUCCUGGAUAUACCUCAAAUCCUUCUGUGAAGCCUCGCCUGCCUCAGUCAUCAGCAGCCCGGUCUCAUUCUAAUGUCCCCUCCUCCCAGUCUACUGCCAGCUUCCUGUCUCAUCACUCUAUGAAACCUACUACAUUAAAGGAAGAUCCAACAAGAGACCUGAAACAGCUUCUCCAAGAGUUGAGAAGUGUCAUCAAUGAGGAUCCCCCUGUGCCUCUGGGAAAGACUGAGGAAGAUGCGAGAACAACAACACUGGGAGUCUCUUAUGGGGCUGUAGAUGAUAGAGUAAGAGAUUGCAUUACCGAACCAACUCUGAGAGUAGAGAUAUGUCAUAGAAGCAACUCACUAAGGGAGUCCACUGAAGGCAGCAAGUCAAGUGAAACUCUUAGCAGAGAACCAGUCACAUUACAUGCAGGAGACCUGGAUGAUUCACCUAGUUGCUUCGCAUUUCCAUCUAUAGCAAGUCCAUCAGUGAAAACUUCAGUAUCUCGUACAUUCCAUUCUCCUCCAAAGAAGUCUUCAGUUCACUCACUACUAACUAGCUCAGUUGAAGACUCUAUAGGUUCCACAUCCCAAUAUAGAUCUACCAAACCUAAUCUUUCACCUGAUUCUGUUAAAGCUUCACAGUCUCAGCCAUUAGAAACAACCGGGAAAACGUGCAGGAAGCUUCAGAACAGACUGGAAAGCUUACAAACCCUGGUAGAAGAUUUACAGAUGAAGAACCAAGCAAUGUCUUCAAUGAUCAGAAAUCAAGAAAAAAGGAUACAGAAAGUGAAAGACCAAGAAAAAAUGUUACUAAAAUAAUACGUUGCUUGCCUGUUCUUUACAGAGGGAAAAUGCCAAAUUAAUUGUGGUGUUUCUUAAAAUUAGUGCCCGGUGUACUUUUUUCUUUUUAUGUGAAAAUUUAAUAAAAGAUACCCUGUCCUAUAA